Messenger RNA from Paramuricea clavata, 1178 nucleotides. The record is from the annotation of a GenBank genome assembly. NCBI's taxonomy places the organism in Eukaryota, Metazoa, Cnidaria, Anthozoa, Malacalcyonacea, Plexauridae.
AUGAAAGAUAAACCUAAAAAACAAAUUGAAAAAGAUCUGAGAGAAGCAGGGAUUUGCAAGGCAAAACUGCUGUCUUGUGCUGCGGGACUUCGGGGUAAAGCUGCCAAAAAGUUUAUCAAGGUAAUCUUUCUUAUAUCGAGAAAAUAUUUCUUGUACCAAAGUAAUAUUUUUAUGUAGCUAGGUAAUAUCUUGCGGUAAGGCAAUAUAUAUUUUAGGCCGUAUCAAAGUAACACAUCUCACGUUAUGUUUUCGUUAGAUUACGACCUGCAUAUUUGUGGCUUUAGCACUGGACACAUUUCCCCAAUAUUUUUUCGAAUUUCAAUGAAUCUAAAACAACACUCUGAAAAACAUUUGCUAUUGUUUAAGCCUUUUACUGUUCAUAUUUUCCUUAAAUAAUCAGUCUUUCGCAUGCUAAAUUAAUGCUUUUACCUAAUUCGCAUAUUGCUGACAUAUGCAAAUUAGGCAAAGGCAUUAAUUAGCAUGCAAUUAUUUAGGAAAAAAUGUACGUUUUUAUUAAGCUAAAGCAAAUUGUCUGAAACUUUGUACAGUAAUUAAACACCCAACAAACUUUCCAUCCAUUAACUCAAAAUAUGAUUAAUUUAAAGCUUUUAAAUUCCGUGCGCAAGCCAUUUUUAAUUUGUUGGAAAAGACUCACACUCCUGGUUCACAAGGAGUGAAGAGUGCGGGAGAAUUUUUUCAUUAUUCUACAUUUUAAGUACCCAAAGAAGCUACAUAUAUAAAAAACUGGAUACUAAUAGCUGUUUUGCGAAAUUGGAUUUACAGUGUUCUCUGAAGCAAAUAACUGUUUUGUGUUUCCACAUUAUCUACAGGACAACAAACUGGAAAACUUUGAAAUAACACCAUGUCAACAAAAGAAACUUUUUGAAAUCACUUACAAGGCAAUGGAGAAGGAUGUACGUAGAAUCGUAAAUAAGAAAGAUGUUGUAGAACUUUACGGUAAAACCGAUUGGAACAAACUACUUCCUGCCAUUAAGGAAAUACUUAUUGACUUACGAUUUCGUGGAGAUUACACGCCAGAAACACGCAAGAUAAUUCAACGGGCAGUCGCUAAAAAUGACUUGAAAACAUUCACCGCCCUUAUGAAAGACAGGAACAAUUGGAAGAACGUUCCGAAACAUAGGUUUGAGAGACGUGUUAAUUAUCUAAUAUUUCACUAG